AAGUGGGCGACCGGGCGGCCCGGCUGGCCGCAGUGCGCCAGGGCCUAGGCGGCUUUGGGGUGCAGGGCCAGCCAGGCUGAGAGGUGUGAGAAGAUCCAGAGGCGAACUCGAAGAGAAGCACCGGCUCCUGGAAGAGAAACCCGGCUCCACCUGACCGGGAGGCGGCGCUCUGUGAAGAUGGCAGGGCCCGAGCUGCUGCUCGACUCCAACAUCCGCCUCUGGGUGGUCCUGCCCAUCGUUAUCAUCACCUUUUUCGUGGGCAUGAUCCGCCACUACGUGUCCAUCCUGCUUCAGAGCGACAAGAAGCUCACCCAGGAACAAGUCUCCGACAGUCAAGUCCUAAUUCGAAGCAGAGUCCUCAGGGAAAAUGGAAAAUACAUUCCCAAACAGUCUUUCUUGACACGAAAAUAUUACUUCAACAACCCAGAGGAUGGAUUUUUCAAAAAAACUAAAAGAAAGGUAGUGCCUCCUUCUCCUAUGACUGAUCCCACUAUGCUCACAGACAUGAUGAAAGGCAAUGUAACAAAUGUCCUCCCUAUGAUUCUUAUUGGUGGAUGGAUCAACAUGACAUUUUCAGGCUUUGUCACAACCAAGGUCCCAUUUCCACUCACCCUCCGUUUUAAGCCUAUGCUACAGCAAGGAAUCGAACUACUCACAUUAGAUGCAUCCUGGGUGAGUUCUGCAUCCUGGUACUUCCUCAAUGUCUUUGGGCUUCGGAGCAUUUACUCUUUGAUUCUUGGCCAAGAUAAUGCUGCUGACCAGUCACGGAUGAUGCAGGAGCAGAUGACUGGAGCCGCCAUGGCCAUGCCCGCAGACACCAACAAGGCUUUCAAGACAGAGUGGGAAGCUUUGGAGCUAACGGAUCACCAGUGGGCACUAGAUGAUGUCGAAGAGGAGCUCAUGGCCAAAGACCUCCACUUUGAGGGCAUGUUCAAAAAGGAAUUACAGACCUCUAUUUUUUGAAGACCAAGCAGGGUCUCUGUCAGGAACUCGGAGUAGUGCUUAACCUUGUAACUGUUGUUUGAGCUGGAGCCUCUCGGAAUAAAAAGGAGGAUUGUUCUUCUCUGA
Molecule: messenger RNA, 1068 nt
Organism: Diceros bicornis minor
Lineage: Eukaryota; Metazoa; Chordata; Mammalia; Perissodactyla; Rhinocerotidae
Gene: EMC3
Product: ER membrane protein complex subunit 3
Exons: 8
Coding region: 178-963 (261 amino acids)
Biological process (GO): protein folding in endoplasmic reticulum
Cellular component (GO): EMC complex; membrane
Source: RefSeq, a predicted model, not a curated record